GCAGAGCCGAGUGAGGCUCACCCCGCCCCGGUCCGGGACUGACACAAGGCUGACUUUGACUGGGUCUGGGGCUCGACAGGGAGGUGGGAGGAGAGUAGCAGCGGGAGAAGGCUGCGACACCAGAUCCUGCUCCCUAGCCAUUGUCCUCAUCUCACGGUGACAGCGCCGUGUCCACAAAGGAAAGUGCCCAGAUUUUCACACAACAACCUCGCGGAGAAGGGGGAAAAUGGCAAAGUCAGAAGUGAAAACGUCCCUUCUGGACAACAUGAUCGGGGUGGGAGACAGUGUACUUUUAGAACCUCUCACUGAAGACACAUUCUUAGAAAAUCUCAAAAAGCGCUUUGACCACAGUGAGAUAUAUACUUACAUUGGAAGUGUAGUUAUAUCUGUAAAUCCUUACAGACCCUUGCCCAUCUACACUCCAGCAAAAGUAGAAGAAUAUCGCAACAGAAACUUCUAUGAGCUUAGUCCUCACAUUUAUGCAUUGGCAGAUGAAGCCUACAGAUCUUUACGAGACCAGGACAAGGACCAAUGUAUACUUAUCACUGGAGAAAGUGGAGCUGGCAAAACAGAGGCGAGCAAAUUGGUUAUGUCCUAUGUUGCUGCUGUUUGUGGCAAGGGAGCAGAGGUCAAUCAAGUCAAGGAACAGCUGCUACAAUCAAACCCUGUCCUUGAGGCCUUUGGAAAUGCCAAAACUGUGAGGAAUGACAAUUCUUCCAGAUUUGGAAAGUAUAUGGAUAUUGAGUUUGACUUUAAAGGCGACCCACUUGGUGGUGUUAUCAGCAACUAUCUCCUGGAGAAGUCACGCGUUGUCAAGCAACCUAGGGGCGAGCGGAAUUUCCACAUCUUUUAUCAGCUGUUGUCAGGGGGUUCUGAGGAUUUGUUGAAGCAAUUGAAGCUUGAGAGGGAUUUCAACCAUUACAAUUACCUGGGCCUGGACUCGGCUGAAGUGAAUGGGGUAGAUGAUGCUGCCAACUUCAGAACAGUAAAAAAUGCCAUGCAGAUUGUUGGUUUCAUGGAUGACGAAGUAGAGUCAGUUCUAGAGGUGGUAGCUGCAGUGCUAAAGCUGGGAAACAUCGAAUUCAAGCCAGAGUCCCGAGUAAAUGGUGUGGACGAGAGCCGAAUCCAAGACAAAAACGAGCUGAAGGAGAUCUGUGAGCUGCUUGGGCAGGAUCAGGCUGUGCUGGAGAGAGCCUUUAGUUUCCGGACUGUGGAGGCAAAACUAGAGAAGGUUUCAACAACACUUAAUGUAGCCCAGGCUUACUAUGCACGUGAUGCAUUGGCCAAAAACCUGUACAACCGGUUGUUCACUUGGCUUGUGAACAGAAUCAAUGAGAGCAUUAAGGCACAAACCAAAGUGAGAAAGAAGGUGAUGGGAGUGCUAGACAUAUAUGGAUUUGAAAUUUUUGAGAACAAUAGCUUUGAGCAGUUCAUAAUCAACUACUGCAAUGAGAAAUUGCAGCAAAUCUUCAUUGAACUAACUUUGAAGGAAGAACAGGAAGAGUACAUCAAAGAGGGAAUUGAAUGGACUCAUAUUGAGUACUUCAACAAUGCCAUCAUUUGUGAGCUGAUUGAAAAUAAUACAAAUGGAAUCCUGGCCAUGCUUGAUGAAGAAUGCUUGCGUCCUGGUACAGUGACAGACGAGACCUUCCUGGAGAAGCUUAAUCAAGUCUGUGCCAUACAUGAGCGUUUCGAAAGCAGGAUGAGCAAAAGUUCCCGCUUCCUCAAUGAUACCUCUUUGCCUCACAACUGUUUCAGGAUCCAGCACUAUGCUGGCAAGGUGAUGUACCAUGUGGAGGGAUUUGUUGACAAAAACAAUGACCUGUUGUACCGUGACCUGUCCCAAGCCAUGUGGAAGACGAACCAUGUGCUUGUCAAAUCCCUUUUCCCAGAGGGAAACCCAGCUAAGAUGUCCUUGAAGAGACCACCUACAGCUGGGUCACAGUUCAGGGCUUCUGUAGCAACUUUAAUGAAAAAUCUAUUGACCAAAAAUCCCAACUAUAUCAGAUGCAUCAAACCGAAUGAUCAGAAGGCUCCUCUUAUAUUCAUGGAGGCUCUAGUGCGCCACCAGAUCAGCUAUCUGGGCUUGAUGGAGAAUGUACGUGUGCGACGAGCUGGCUAUGCUUUCAAGCAGCCUUAUGAAAGCUGCCUGGAGAGAUACAAGAUGUUAUGUUCACGGACCUGGCCCCACUGGAGGCAAGGGGCAAGGGAUGGUGUUGAAGUGCUCCUGACUGAACUUCAGAUCCCUUCAGAAGAGUUUUCAUAUGGUAGAUCAAAGAUAUUUAUUCGAAACCCAAGAACACUGUUUGAGCUGGAAGAUCAGAGGAAGGGUCGUCUGGAAGAUUUGGCCACGCUUAUUCAGAAGAUCUACCGUGGCUGGAAGUGCCGUACUCACUUCUUGUUGAAAAAGAGCCAGAUCAUUAUUUCGGCUUGGUCUAAGAGAUAUUUUCAACAGAAAAAAUAUCUAAGGCUGAAGAUGGUGACCGUACAUAUUCAGUCAUAUAUCAGAGGAUGGAAGGCACGCAAACUUUUGCGGGAACUAAAGCACCAGAAGCGUUGUGAGGAGUCAGCUACAACAAUUGCAGCCUAUUGGCGAGGAACUCAGGCACGGAGAGAAUUGAAACGCCUGAAGGAGGAGGCCAGGCGUAAACAUGCCGUUGCUGUCAUUUGGGCUUACUGGCUUGGACUGAAGGUUCGCAGAGAAUAUCGAAAGUUCUUCCGUGCAAAUGCAGGCAGGAAGAUCUAUGAAUUUACCAUUCAAAGAAUUAUACAGAAGUAUUUUGUGGAUCUGAAGAAUAAGUUGCCUUCACUGUCCCCAACAGAGAAGACUUGGCCUGUGAGACCUUACCUUUUCCUGGACAAUACACACACAGAGCUGAAGAGGAUCUUCCACCUGUGGAGGUGCAAGAAAUACAGGGAUCAGUUCACUGACCAAAAGAGAGCUACUUUUGAGGAGAAGCUUGAGGCAAGUGAGCUGUUCAAGGACAAAAAAGCUUUGUACACCAACAGCGUUCCACAACCCUUUCAAGGAGAUUAUCUGGAAAUCAGUAAGAACCCCAAAUACCAGAAGCUAAAUGGUGCGGUGGAUGAGAAGAUACUUCUGGCAGAUGUUGUAAGCAAAAUUAAUAGAGCUAAUGGCAAGGGAACUCCGAGGAUCUUCUUAUUAACCAAGAGCAACUUCAUCAUUGCUGAUCAAAAGUCAGGCCAGAUCAAAUCCACCAUUCCCGUGAUGGACAUCACAAGUGUGUCUGUGAGCAAGCAAACAGAUGGACUCUUUGCUGUACACCUCAAAGAGGGCUCCACUGCGGCUACUAAGGGCGAUUUUCUAUUCACCAGUGACCGUUUGAUUGAGAUAAUUACCAAGCUUUAUCGUACAAUAUUCUUCAAAACCAACCAGAAGAUAGCUGUUGAGAUAAACAAUGAAUUUCUGGUUCAGUUCAAUCAGGACAAAGUCUGUGUGAAGUUUAUUCAGGGGACACAGAAAAAUGGCAACCUCCCCACAUGCAAGAGGAAAAAUAAUCGUCUCCUGGAGGUCACAGUUCCUUAACUGCAAAUCCUGAGCUUUCUGGGACAAUUUAUUGCUGCACAUAUGAUUAUAUAUUUUUUCAGUUAAUUUUCUUCUCCUGAGGCUGUGACUGGCUGAUAAUGGUUAAGCUGUGUAACAGUGGAGUCAAUUUAUUUUCUAUUUCUAAGAUUGGUUCUCAAAACUCUUAAAAUAAGGGUUUCAUUUCACAAAUCUCAGGGUGGUAGUUCCUCCAUCACUUUGCAUCAGAAUUACCUGCUUGAUGUAAUAUUAAGCAGUACAGGGCAAGAAAGUCCUGAUUUACAAAUUGAGAUCCGGGAAGAGGGAUUAUUUUUUGGAAAACUUACCAUGUACACAGUAGCCGAAUGUCCUCAGUCUGUGCCGUAAAUGUCUGUAGUUCUGUGGUUUUAUCACAUGGCUAGUUUACGUCAACUUGGGCCUGAAGUAGAACACUACAUUUGGUUAUAUUGGCUGUCUGCUGAACUCUCACUGCCAAAGGUCACAUGAACCAAAAAGCCACUUGAGUGAGGUAUCAGAUAGCUGAUAUUUCAAACCUGUGGAAUUACAUUAGCCAGCUCCUUCAGGAGAAAGGGUGGGUGAGUAUGGGGACAUUGGGGAUUAUUGGGAGAAAUCUCUAGAUGGGAAACAUAAAAGAUUUUUAAAUGUAAAAGAGAUUUGGGAAUUUUAACCAGAUUCAUGAACUUGAACCUAAGCUAGAUGCCUGGGUGUGUGGAACAUUAUAGUUUCAGCUUUCUGCGAGGCAGAAGCUAGCAUAAAAUGGAGAAAGCAAUUUGAUUUUUUUUUAAAAAUAGUGCAGUAAGAAGCCACAGGUGAUUAUAUUGUAACUUUGCGUACUAGAGAUUGUCACUUGGUUAUGGGAUCAAGCUAUCAGUGAUCAGACAUUUGCUGAACUAUGUACAGGAAAAUUGCUUGUUUUAAUAAGAAAUACAUUGUAUGUAUUGUGCAACAAAAAAAACAGGUUUUAAAGUGUUUUGUAAAGGCUAUUUAUGUUAAAUUUCUUUGAGAGUUGCUCAGUACAGGCAGCUGUGUAGAACGCUGCAAAACAACCAGCAGGCCAACAACAUUUUUGCUAAAUUGCUGCAAGUUAUAGAAUUCACACUAUACAGACUUAAAAAACACUAACAGGAAAUGAAAUGAAAUACGAUUCAAUAAAUCUUUACAAAGUAACUUUUGAGGUAAAGAGAUGUAAAUAGAUUGAGGUCGGUAUUGUGAUCGUGGUCUGGUUUAAUUGUGAUGUAAUGCUGGUGUGCUGUAAUGUUAUAAUCAUAUUUUUGUAUUUAAUGCCUCUUUCAAGCUGAUCCUGCCUGCCGAAUUUGUGUAUCAGACUAUGGUCAAAAUCAAAGUUAAUGCAGCUGAUUUAUUAAUCUUUUAUAAAUCUGUCAAAUUCAUGCA
Pristis pectinata (smalltooth sawfish) is the source of this 4936-nucleotide messenger RNA. RefSeq names its product unconventional myosin-Ib-like. Gene Ontology annotation, molecular function: ATP binding; microfilament motor activity; actin filament binding. Gene Ontology annotation, biological process: actin filament organization; vesicle transport along actin filament. Lineage: Eukaryota; Metazoa; Chordata; Chondrichthyes; Rhinopristiformes; Pristidae. The record is from RefSeq and is a predicted model, not a curated record. Gene Ontology annotation, cellular component: actin cytoskeleton; myosin complex; cytoplasm.